AUGUUGAAAAUAGCAUUAGUAGUUUGUGUAGCUGUGUGUGCGGUGACCGUCGGUGGCGAUUUGCUGGACGAGUUUUACAAUCACAACAAGAGGGUUGCUAUCAGUAAGUACCCCUGCAAAGAACCACAACCAAGGGUUAUGUGCCUUAUGGAUGUUUUUGAUGAUGAAAUGUGGAACCUCUACAAAAACGACAUGAAAAAUAUUCGGCCCCAAGCUACCGUUCUCCACCGUUGUGAUGGAUCCGGCUGCUGCAAGAGACACAACGAAAAAUGCCAACCAAGGGUCGCCGAAGAAGUAACCCUCACCUUUUUGCAUUUGUCUCAAAAGAGGUUCAUCGAAAUCAAAGCUACCAAUCACACCAAAUGUAUAUGUGAGAAGUUUAGUGAAACCCGCAUAAAAUAA
Messenger RNA from Diabrotica balteata, 402 nucleotides. The record is from the annotation of a GenBank genome assembly. Lineage: Eukaryota; Metazoa; Arthropoda; Insecta; Coleoptera; Chrysomelidae.